GUUCCUCCAGAACACUCCUCACAGGGAUUUCUGCAGCUCUGGGAGGGCAGAUCUGCUCCUCUGGGUGUCUGCUGGGUGCUCUGCUCUGAGGAGGCCGUAUCAUCUCAGACCUGCUGCAGCCUCGGAAUAUAAACCCCCCUUUGUUGGGGAGAGGUUGACUUGACUGAGCCACAUGAUCAGUCAGGUGACAAAAUUGGGCACCAAAGCGGAGGAGAAUGAGCAGCUGGGUGAGGGCAGGAGCUGCUGAUCUUGCCUCUUGACAGGCUGUGUUACUCCUCAGGGAAAAAUGAGUGCCUGGCUCUGUCCUCUGCUGUGGAGCUUAACCAUGGUGUGCUUAACAGGUAUUGCUUUAGGCCAGACAACCAGCACUGAGGUCCCAGUUGCAUCCACCCCAGCACCUCCCAGUGCAACCAGCACUGGGGUUCCCAUUGCAUCCACCCCAGCACCUCCCAGUGCAGCCCCUGCUACAGCCUCUGCUCCCCCAACUGCUCCUGCAACACUCUCAGCUGGACUGACAGCAACCACUGCAAGCCCUGCUGCAUCCUCAGCAGCUCCAUCUGCUGAUCCAAGCUCAGAACCCCCUGCCCAGACUCUGCCCUCCACCAUGGGGACUGUCCCCACCUCUGGCAGCAGGGCCACCUCUCAGGCUUCAGCACUGACAGCCACAUCCAGCAGUGCCCCAGUGUCCCCUCCAGGAGUGACCCCAUCCCCCGGGCUCCCAUCAUCAGCUCUGCCCCCCAGCACCCCCCAGCCCUCCAACUGCAGCAGAGAGAAUGUGACAGCCUGUGUCCCCUGCCCCCCAGGGACAGUCCCCAGCCAAGGCGCCCUGAGCUGCUCGUGCUGCACGGGGGGCGCGUGCACCGACCCCAGUGCCUGCAGCCCCUGCCCUGCAGGGCACCACCAGCCCCAGAGUGGGCAACCCUCCUGCCUGCCCUGCCCCCAGGGCUCCUACACCAGCUUCCCAAGGAGCACUGUGUGUCUUCCCUGUCCACCAGGACAUUUUGCUAAUGAGUCUGGAGCUGCAGCCUGCAGAGCCUGUGAGCAAGGCUAUUUUAGCUCCAAGCAAAAUGCAGCUUUUUGUCUGCCUUGCCAGCCAGGAUCAUUUUGCAACACCAGCGGCUGCUCAGGCUGCCUGCCCUGCCCCGGGGGACAGGAGGCUCCUCGGGAGGCGGCGGAGGGGUGCGACUCCUGCCCGGCAGGUACAUUCAAAGGUGCCGGUGACAGCAGAUGCAAGGCCUGCAGCACAGGAGAGUACCAACUGCAGCGGGGCAAGGAGAGCUGUGAGCUGUGCCCACAAAACCACUACUGCCCUAGCCCAGAUGUGAAGCCUGUGAAGUGCCCUCCUGAUGCCUUCUGCCCCCGGGGCAGCGUGGAGCCCACCUACUGCAUGGAGCUGUUCCUGUACAAGGCAGGGGACUCAUGCCAGCUGACCCCUGCCACCGUCAUUGUCCUGGCCACCUUCUCAGCAGGUGCAAUCCUUGUUGUGUUUCUGAUAAUCCUGAGAAGGCGGCAAGAGCACAGCAGGAGCUCCCUGAAGUCGCCGUUGCUGCCCCGAGGCUCAGGACGUGGCUCCUACGGGGGCACGGAGCACACAGAGCCAGUCUAUGCUGGCUGGUAGCUCUGGCCAGGACCAGCAGCCUCUCCUUCCCCUGGGGCAGCACAAAUGUGGCUCUGGGCAAGGUGUUUAACCAUGAGCAACCCUAUUUCUGUAUAGCUAAAAUCAGUACUGGGGAAUAAACUCAGUCUUUGA
Messenger RNA from Haemorhous mexicanus (house finch), 1750 nucleotides. RefSeq names its product multiple epidermal growth factor-like domains protein 9. The transcript has 9 exons. Lineage: Eukaryota; Metazoa; Chordata; Aves; Passeriformes; Fringillidae. The record is from RefSeq and is a predicted model, not a curated record. Bases 287 to 1618 code for a protein of 443 amino acids.